This is a messenger RNA of Cucurbitaria berberidis CBS 394.84, 2260 nucleotides long. RefSeq lists its product as uncharacterized. The record is from RefSeq and is a predicted model, not a curated record. The transcript is spliced from 2 exons. Lineage: Eukaryota; Fungi; Ascomycota; Dothideomycetes; Pleosporales; Cucurbitariaceae. Bases 340 to 1959 code for a protein of 539 amino acids.
CUCUUUUCUCCCCGGCCUCCCUACCACAUUUCUUCGCUCGUAAAACCGGCUCUAGUUAGAAGCAUGGCACCCUCUCCCAUGCCCCCUCCUCCAUGUAGCGGCGUGGCUUCCAAGGUAGCGUGUGUAACAUGAGAAUGGGUAGGCGUCAGCCUCGUGUGCCCGGCAGCUUCGCCCACUCAUGAGCAGUACCCACGCACCCUCACGUAAUGAACGGCCUCGUGCGCACCUCACGCUCUCACUCUCGCUGCACACCCUCUGGUAGCUGCUAUCCUUGCGACUCUAUAUGAGAUGAUGAUCAGUCUCCGCCUGGUAGUGCGUAUGGGGUAGUCGGUCUAAGCUAUGGUUAUCCGCCUUUUCGUACCGCCUGGAGAAGGGCAGCACAAGCUCGUUCCAAAGCGUCCAGACUCGAUCGGUGCGAAUGCGACGCUCCAGUACUCGGUCGUCUCCUCUACUGCCCUCGCUGCCGCAUACACGUCCUUUGCUUCAACAUAUGGGCAACGAGUUACGCCUUCUCUGUCGAUAUCGAAGCCAGCGCUAUUCAUACGGUCAUCCGCCAGACUAGGGUUGUGGGCUAGCGUGGCAGGAGCAGCGGUCAACUGGUACUAUCACACGGCUUUCACGUCGGUCGUUGUAUCGCAGAAGAACCCUAAAGUCAAACGGUGGAAGCUAUACAAAUGGACUAAGCGAUACACGGUCGAGGAUGGGUGUCUGGCUGGCGCAGCCCUGGGGCUCGCGGCGUCUAUACCAAUGCUAUUCACACGGCGACCUGCGAUACCACGGUGGACGCGAUGCUUGGGCAUGGCGAACAUUGGCGCAUGCGCUGGCGUACUAGGAGCUCAUGGAUACCUUCAGUACACUGGGGAGCGACAGAAGGCUUACAAACGCCUGGACCGACGCUUGAAGCGAAGAUCACUAGAGUUCUGGACAAUAUACUCGGAUAAGCAGUUGAUGGCACAGUUUAAUCCCAUCAUCCAGCAAUAUGUACGGCAAAAUGGCAUUUGGUACACUCAACAAUUACCGGACAGUGUCUAUGAGCAGGCGGACGACCAUGGGAGUCGAACGAGUAAAAGCAAAAAGAACAGGUCUGGCGCUGUGGCGCCCGCGGACACCAAGGAACACCCAGAAGAACCGCCCUACUAUACGCAACCAUUCGACUAUGCCGACCACCUCAAGAAGAUCGACGCCGAAGCUGUAGUGACUAAGGUGGAGGAGCUGGAGGCAGAAGUGUCAAUGUUGCUUGAAGAGGCCUGGUAUCUACUCUACAUCAAUGCACAAAAACAGCACGAAUACUGCCAUUUGAAUGAAAUGGACGACGACGAACGCCAGAGACGUCAAGAAGAAAUCCAUCUCGUCGGAAUAGCCUACAAACGCCUCCGCAACGCAGCCCAUAUCAUCGAUGUCGGGCUUGACAAAUGGCGCAUGUCUCUGCACCACAAAGCUGUUUGGGAAGCCUCUGCAUCAGGCGAUGAUCAAGUCGCCGAUUGGCUGCCCAGGUCAGAAACCAUCGACUUCUACUCACAUAGCCCUGUUAUAUCGAUCCACGAGAUGGAGAUGGUCCAGACGCAGAUUGCUGCAGAUGUCAAGAUGUUCGAGGAGCUGGUUGCGAACCAUGGGCACCCCAAGGAGAAAAGGGACAGAUGGAAGAAAGAUCUAGAGGAUGCGAGGGUGCUUCUGAGGGCUGGGGAUCGUAUUGUGUUUGAGCUAGAAAGAAUACGGGAGUCGGUUGUGGGAGGUGCGACUGCAGCUCUGGGGGUCAGGAACCCAACCUUGAAGGGCAAAGCUCUGGUCGAUGCAAAUACAGUCGCAAUAGUUGACGAGGAAAAGGCCCAGGUCUGUGUAAAGGAGCUGGACCUACAGGCGCCAGAUCAGAAGAAACAUGGGAAGACCAAGAUGAAUGAAGAGAAGGCAGUGAAGCCGUCUGAUGGCAGCCUCGAACCCGAUAAGCCCGACAAGCCUUGAAAGCGUUCGCGUAGGUCUUGUUCUUCGAGCUAAUCUAAGCUCAGUUCGAGACAGGACAAUAUGGGGGGCUAAACAUCGUCCUACAACAUAUCCUCUACGUCAUUAUCUUUUAACCCUUUUUUUGGCUACACACAUACGUGACACGAUAGCAUGUGAACGAAGUGCUCCAGCACCCUCAGAAGAAUAGCAACUCGGAAGCCCAGACAUCAAAAAGGUGCAAAAAAAACAUACAACAGCGGGGAUUCGCUAGUGGUCACCCACCUAACUACUAAUCCGCCGGUAUCCUGCUUAAGUACCGCUG